Molecule: messenger RNA, 649 nt
Organism: Juglans microcarpa x Juglans regia
Lineage: Eukaryota; Viridiplantae; Streptophyta; Magnoliopsida; Fagales; Juglandaceae
Exons: 2
Coding region: 86-559 (157 amino acids)
Source: RefSeq, a predicted model, not a curated record
GUUUAUAAACUCCUCUCCCUAGCGCUCCCACAACCUUGAAAGCAGAAGGGAGAGAGAGAGAGAGAGAGAGAGAGAGAGAGAGAUCAUGGCCUUUGCAACCAGUUGCUGCCUGCAUCUCCCUCCUGCAGCAGCAACCCCUCCUUCAAAACCUUCUCUCACUCCAAAAGUAAAUCACCGAGUUGCAUGCAGGAAGAAAAAUGAAGAAUCAUGGAGAAACCGAUGCAUUAUAGGCAUGGCUUCCAUGAUAAUUGGAUUGGAAAUAAGCAGCAACUUAACGAUCAUUGACGAAACCCAUUUUGCCAAUAAUAUUGCCAAAGAAAACACGUCGACCUUGCAGCUCGCAGUAGACUCGAACGGUCAGCAAGUCACGAGAUGGAGCGAUAAACGAAGUUGCCCCGCUUGGCGAGAGAAUUCCCUGGAGACCAUCAUGCCGGAGAACCUCCCCAGGCCGUCGGUUCGCCGGAGAUGGGAGGCUGUUGGGUAUGAUUCGAAGACUGCCCCGCCGGUUAAAGUGAUCGUCAAAACUACUACCAGAAGCAACUACUGCUUUUCUCUGUAAUAAAAAUUACAACGUUUCCCACGAUAUACGAUAAUAUUAAUUUGUACGAUAUGAUCAACAUGAGUAAUGAUCUGUAAAAAUUUAGAUAUA